UACCUCCCGACCAGAGCGAACGUGCUGGCCGAUGCCUUGAAGUUAUCGUAUUUUAUUAUCAGUUAAAUAUUGUGAUUUCACUGUUAUUUCUCGUGGUCUUUCAACUGAAAAUGUCGAGUGCAUCGCGAUUGGCAAUUGUUGGCGUAUUGCUGACACUGGUGGCUGCUGCUGCUGGGAUCAAAUGUUGGCAAUGUGGCCAAUACAGCGACGGAGUUGGCUCCAUAACACCCUGCAAUAACCGGAGUGCAGCAAAACUUAAUCAAUGUCCACCAGACGCAAAAUAUUGUAUCAAAUACGUGAGCGAACUGACCGUAGUCCGAGAUUGCGUGCCGACUUGCAGCGAAAAAGAAUGGUGGGGCGCGCGUACAUUCUGCUGUGACACGGACGAGUGUAAUGGCGCCUUCACACGGAGUCCUAUCGUCGCACUUGUCAUCGCAGCGCUCGCGAUCGCGUUCGGACGCUGACCGUAUUAGUAAUGUAUACUAGAAUACAUUAAAGUCGUGUUUCGUGACGUACAGUUUAACAAUUUAUUUCACUAGCGCAUUUAUUCAACAUUUUAAUUAAUAUAUUAAAUCAAUUCAAUCAAUGAAGUAUGCACGUUAUAUCUCUUGAAUUUAAUAUUAAGUAUCAAGAAGUACAAUAUUUAACGACGAAUAUUCUAAUAAUAUUGUUUCUUUAUUAAUAUUUAAAAUGUUUGCUUAUCAUUAGAUGAACAUAAUUUUAUAUAAAAUUCAGUAUUUACAUAGAUAGUAGAUUUAGAUAUUGUGCGUAGAAACUCCACAGAUUAACUUAGAUAUAUAUGAGUAGUUCAAGAUUAUAUAAACAUAAUUUGUAUUUGAUUAUAUUAUAUGGAAUAACUAUAUAUAGUAUACAAUAUACAUAAAUAUUAACCACCAUAUUAUGAUCGCAAGGACCGAGAAGGUCUUAAAGUUCUCGAUUCGUUCUUUAAUUUUUAACACAUAGUUUUGACUUCUAAAAAUAUCAUGCAUUUAUAAAUGAUAAUUUUAAUAAAAUAUAACUUAUUAAGUUUUAAAGGCUUUUGAGACUUAUUAAACGAAAGGAUUUGCUGGUUAAGAAUUGAGAAGGUUGGUUAAGGACCCGAAACAAAUAUAAAUUUUAAUAAAGAAGAAAUUCUGUUAUUUUUAUAAUAGAAACAAAAUCAAUCUUAAGAUUUGUACUUCAGUUUCAUAUUAACGUUGAACAAUGAAAUCUGAUAAAUAAAAUAACGAUUGCUAGUAGAUUGAGCCACUAGAUGUUAUAAAAAACUUUAUGCAAGCAAAUAACGACAAAUAAUAGAUAUAUUAAAAAUGUUAUUAUAUUGUUUUCAAUAGAAAGAUAAAUGUCAGUUAUUAGCAGAAUAUUCUAAUACUUGUGUACCUAAUAUUAUCUAUCGUUAGGUUGAGAACUAAGCGCAAAGUCAAUUAAGUCGGUAAGCCGACUUUCGAAAUUCAGAAAUCGAUUUUAACUCGAAAAAUUUUAAAGCCACGCUUAGCUGUUUCUAAUCAGUUUGAGCUUCGAAUUUAAUUUUAACAUUCGGCAAUGAUAACUCUAUAAGAUUAUAUCACUUAAUCGGUUUAGGUUACUUUAUAAUAAAAUAUUUAGAAACAAUUAUAGUUGCAUUUAAUUAAUUCAAAUAAUUAAACACUUCGAUUAAUUUUAGAAGUAAUUUAUAUAUUCUUAUAAAAUAUAUGAAAUAGAAUUUCCAAUUAUAAACCAUUCAAAUUUUUCUCUCUUACAUACCUAACUAGAUGCAUAUUCAAUUCUUACAAUAU
Nymphalis io (European peacock) is the source of this 1772-nucleotide messenger RNA. RefSeq lists its product as uncharacterized. The record is from RefSeq and is a predicted model, not a curated record. The transcript has 4 exons. The coding region runs from base 111 to 464 and encodes 117 amino acids. NCBI's taxonomy places the organism in Eukaryota, Metazoa, Arthropoda, Insecta, Lepidoptera, Nymphalidae.